Molecule: messenger RNA, 5713 nt
Organism: Polypterus senegalus (gray bichir)
Lineage: Eukaryota; Metazoa; Chordata; Cladistia; Polypteriformes; Polypteridae
Product: receptor-type tyrosine-protein phosphatase U-like
Exons: 31
Coding region: 193-4512 (1439 amino acids)
Biological process (GO): protein dephosphorylation
Cellular component (GO): membrane
Molecular function (GO): protein binding; protein tyrosine phosphatase activity
Source: RefSeq, a predicted model, not a curated record
GGUGCGAUAUUCCCUCGUUUUUCAUCCGAUGCAUGUCGGUCCCCAAACUCUUUUUUUCUCUCUCUCGUUUUAUUUUCUGACGUCAGGCAGUGUGCCUCUCGCCGUUCCAAGCCGCUCUGGGGAGCUUUUUCACUAGGAUUUGAGCAGGGAAUCGCAGUCGGUGGGACUGAGUCCGAGCGGCCAGCGCGCGCCAUGAACGUGGUCAUCUUGCUCCUGUGCGCGUGCAUCUGUAUCGACGGAUUCGAAGCGCCAACAGGUGGAUGUACCUUUGAUGAAGACUCUGACCCUAGCCUCUGUGAGUACAGCCAAGGAGAGGAAGAUGACUUUGACUGGCAGCUGGUCAGGAUCUAUGAGACACCACCAUCAACCUCUGAUCUCCUACAUGGUUCCUAUUUGAUGGUAAAUGCCUCUCAGCAUGACCCAGGCCAGCGCACCCACCUACUUCUUCAGACACUGAGUGAAAAUGACACGCACUGUGUCCAGUUCAGCUAUUUCCUUUAUAGCCGAGAUGGGCACAGUCCCGGCUCCUUGAUGGUCUAUGUCAGAGUCAACAAUGGCCCCUUAGGCAGUCCAGUGUGGAAUGUCUCAGGUUCACAUGGCCGUCAGUGGCACCAAGUGGAGUUGGCAGUCAGCACUUUCUGGCCCAGUGAAUAUCAGAUGCUGUUUGAAGCGACCAUCUCACUGGAGCAUCAUGGUUAUAUUGGCAUGGAUGAUAUUCUUUUGCUCAAGUACCCAUGCAAUAAAGCACCGCACUUCUCAAGGCUGGGAGAUGUUGAAGUGAAUGCGGGACAAAGCGCCAUAUUCCAGUGUGUGGCUUCAGGUCGAGCUUCAGAAUCUGAUCACUUCUUUCUCGAGAGGCAGAAUGGAGAGCUGACACCAGUCGCGUCUGUUAAGCACUUGAGCCAUCGGCGCUUUGUGGCCACAUUUCAGCUGGAGGAAGUGGACAAGAGUAGACAAGAUUCAUACCGCUGUGUUACUCAGUCGGCACGUGGCUCGGGAGUCUCCAACUUUGCGGAGCUCAUUGUUAAAGUGCCUCCCACUCCCAUUGCUCCCCCACAACUCCUGAGGGCUGGCUCGACCUACCUGAUCAUCCAGCUUAACACCAACUCAAUUCUGGGUGAUGGGCCCAUCGUCCGCCGAGAGAUUGAAUACCGAGCAACUCAUAUGCCGUGGUCAGAGGUGCAUGCUGUCAACAUGGCCACUUACAAAUUGUGGCAUUUGGACCCUGACACAGAGUACCACAUGAGCGUUCUACUCAGCCGACCAGGUGAAGGAGGUACUGGGAAGCCUGGACCACCUCUAGUGAGUCGAACCAAGUGUGCAGAGCCAAUGCGGGCAUUGAAGGGUCUGACAGCCUCGGAAAUUGAAUCUCGGCAGCUGACUCUACAGUGGGAACCUGUGGCCUUCAAUCUCACCAGAUGCCACACUUACUCAGUUUCUUUGUGCUACCGCUAUGGAACAGGCAUCAGUGGGCAUAACAGAACUGUACGGGAGUGCCUAGCAGUGGAGCAUAAUUCAUCCCAGUUUACGCUCCGCAAUCUGCCCCCUUACCGUGCCAUCCAUGUUCAGCUGGUCCUCUCUAAUCCUGAAGGCAAGAAAGAAGGAAAGGAGGUUACCUUCCAGACAGAUGAAGACUUGCCUGGUGCCAUUGCUGCAGACUCACUAACCUUUACACCAUUGGAAGACAUGAUUUUCCUAAAAUGGGAGGAGCCCUUAGAAGCAAAUGGCCUGAUAACACAGUAUGAGAUCAGUUAUCAGAGCAUAGAGUCUUCAGAUCCAGGAAUCAAUGUGCCAGGACCACGUCGGACAGUUUCCAAGUUACGCAACGAGACCUACCACAUGUUCUCCAACCUGCACCCUGGCACUACAUAUCUGUUCUCUGUGCGAGCUCGGACUGGAAAAGGCUUUGGAGAAUCGGCCCUUACUGAAAUUACGACCAACAUAUCUGCCCCGGUUUUCGAUUAUGGCGAUAUGCCUCCUCCAUUGAGCGAGUCCGAGAGUGUCAUCACGAUCCUUCUGAGACCUGCACAGGGCAGAGGAGCCCCAGUCAGUGCCUAUCAGGUGGUGGUGGAGGAGGAUCGACCCAAGAGAGUGAAACGAGAGACCGGCACUUCAGAAUGUUUUCCCGUUCCUAUGACGUACGACGAAGCCCAGGCCAAGGGUCUAGUUCAUUACUACACGGCUGAACUUCCUCCCAGCAGCCUCCCUGAUUCUACGCCUUUCUCUGUGGGAGAUAAUCACACUUACAGCGGGUACUGGAAUGCCCCCCUUGAUCCCAGGAAAGCUUAUCUCAUCUACUUCCAGGCAGUGAGCAACUUUCGAGGGGAAACGAGAAUUAACUGUGUCCGACUCGCUCGUAAAGCUGCAUGCAAAGAUACAAAGCGAGCCUUAGAAGUAUCCCAGCACUCUGAAGAGAUGGGUCUAAUUCUGGGAAUCUGUACAGGUGGCCUCGUGGUCCUCAUUCUUCUGCUUGGAGCAAUCAUCAUUGUAAUCAAGAAAGGAAGGGACCGCUAUUCCUACUCUUACUACCCCAAACCUGUCACGCUCAACAAGGCCCCUGUCAACUAUCGUCAAGAGAAGACACACAUGAUUGGCUCCAUGGACAGGAGCUUCACUGACCAGAGCACUCUGCAGGAGGAUGAGAGAAUGGCCGUCUCCUUCAUGGAUGCCCAUAGCAGCAGCAAAAGAAACGAGCAACGCAGUGCAGUGAAUGAGUCUAGCAGUCUCCUGGCUGGAUCGCCUCGCAGACAGUGUACUCGGAAAGGCUCUCCAUUUCACACGGGUCAGCUGCACCCUGCAGUGAGAGUGGCUGACCUCUUACAGCACAUCAAUCAGAUGAAGACCAGUGAAGGUUAUGGAUUCAAGCAGGAAUAUGAGAGUUUCUUUGAUGGCUGGGAUGUAUCAAAGAAGAAAGACAAGUCUAAAGAUGACAGUCAUCGAGUGAAGCUCCAUCCAUUUUUUGGAGAACACAACUCUGACUACAUUAAUGCAAACUAUAUUGACAUUCGGAUAAACAGGGAAGGAUAUCACAGAUCCAAUCAUUUUAUUGCAACUCAAGGACCCAAGCAGGAGAUGCUGUAUGACUUCUGGAGGAUGGUUUGGCAGGAAAACAGCUUCAUCAUUGUGAUGAUAACCAAGCUUGUGGAAGUUGGCAGGGUGAAAUGCUGCAAGUACUGGCCUGAAGACACAGAAAUGUAUGGUGAUAUUAAAAUCACACUUCUGAAGACAGAAACAUUAGCAGAAUACACAGUGCGCACAUUCAGCCUGGAGAGGCGAGGCUACUCAGCAAAGCAUGAGGUGCAACAGUUUCACUUUACGUCUUGGCCUGAACAUGGAGUGCCUUACCAUGCCACAGGGCUUUUGGCUUUUAUCCGCAGAGUUAAAGCAUCUACGCCACAUGACGCUGGGCCUGUUGUAGUUCACUGCAGUGCUGGUGCAGGCCGCACAGGAUGCUACAUUGUGCUGGAUGUAAUGUUGGAUAUGGCCGAGUGUGAAGGGGUUGUAGAUAUCUACAACUGUGUCAAGACUCUCUGCUCCAGGCGCAUAAAUAUGAUUCAGACAGAGGAACAAUACAUUUUCAUCCAUGAUGCCAUUCUGGAGGCCUGUCUGUGUGGAGAAACUGCUAUCUCUGUUAGCGACUUCAGCCUGACCUAUAAGGAGAUGCUAAAAGUGGAUUCACAAAGCAACUCCUCACAGCUCCGGGAGGAAUUCCAGACACUGAACUCUGUCACCCCACACCUGGAUUUGGAAGAAUGUAGCAUUGCUCUCCUGCCACGGAAUCGUGAAAAGAACCGCACCAUGGAUGUUUUGCCUCCAGAUCGCUGCCUGCCCUUCCUCAUCACCAUUGAUGGCGAGAGUAACAAUUACAUCAAUGCUGCCCUUAUUGAUAGUUUUAUCAAGCCUGCAGCUUUCGUUGUUACCCUUCAUCCACUGCCCACUACCACGACUGACUUCUGGAGGCUUGUCUUUGACUAUGGCUGCACCUCCAUUGUCAUGCUGAACCAAAUCAACCAGUCAAAUUCUGCUUGGCCCUGCCUGCAGUACUGGCCAGAGCCAGGCCUGCAACAGUAUGGACCCAUACAGAUUGAGUUCCUGUCACGCUCAGCCGAUGAGGAUGUCAUUACACGUCUCUUCCGGAUUCAGAACACUACUAGGUUACAAGAAGGUCAACUGGUGGUGCGGCAUUUCCAGUACCUGAGAUGGUCAGCCUACCGAGAAAUUCCAGAUUCUAAGAAGUCCUUCCUGAAUCUGCUGUCACAAACGGACAAGUGGCAGAGAGAGUGCAGCAAUGGAAGGACCAUUGUCCACUGUCUCAAUGGUGGAGGACGGAGUGGGACCUUCUGCGCUUGUACUAUGAUACUUGAAAUGAUUCAGUAUCAAAAUAUGGUGGAUGUCUUCUAUGCUGUGAAAACAUUACGGAAUUCCAAACCCAACAUGGUGGAGUCACUGGAGCAGUAUCGGUUCUGCUAUGACACUGCCCUGGAGUACCUGGAGUCUCUGGAUACCAGAUAGCAAACGGUAUGAGCUGCCAACAAAGAAACCUAAAUUAGCAGCUUUGUAAAUUGUGAUGGACAAUUUCCAACCUAAUUUCAGUGUCAGACAUAACUGCAAUUUAAGACAAAGAGUGACUUGGUGGGAGACAUCAGUGAAUGCAGAUUGUUUCCCAUCUGGCAUUCUGCUGGUCUUCACUGGCCUUACGCUUAUGUCUUACAAACGUUUCCCAAAGAAGGAUCAAUGGAUGUUCAUUGUGACCGAGUCCUGUUCACAAACAACUGGAACUUUACAUCAAAAGAUGCGACCAGGCAAAUUCAUUCCAAUUUCUAAGAGGUUCAUUUGCUAAGUGACCCAUCAGCCAUAUUUGCUGCAAGAGCUGCUCUUUUGCAUACAGUAGCUCUUUGGUUACAUUAUUUAAUAUCUCAGCCACAGGCCUACCUGUGAUUUCUAAGCCAUGUUUAAUGAAUAGUCACUGCUGAAAGAAAUACAUUUGUGCCCAUCUGCAGCUGAGGGGCCUGCUUGAAUAACAUAGCUGGAAGUGGAGACCCCACAAAGAAAACAUGGCAUUGCCAAAAUCAGACUUAGGACCCCAUGGGCUCUAAGGCAGAAGAUAACAAGAGCAGAGCACCUCUAUAGUCAAGAGGGUGUGAAACUCAUCACAUUUGUGUUCUAGACCACUGUAGCUUGAAGCUUGUGUGUAUCCUCAUCAGGCUUUAGAGUUUUUAUUAUUUAGUUGUGCCUUCCCUUAGUUGCUUGAACCCCACCAUUUGAGGGAUGCCAGUGUGGGCAAAUUAGACAUACAGAAGUCAGUCGAGUGAACGAUUAAAAAGAAACAGCACAGCAAAUGAACUUUCACUGCCAUCUUCUGCUCUUGUCACCAUUUCUGUUUUUCUCUUAUGUAAAUGCAUUGCAUGGAACUAAGCUACAGAAAUAAAGACGGGUGGUCCAGAUGUUAUAGAGGAUUAACAACACAGGAGAAACUAUAGCGGAGUCCGCCUUUUACAAACCAAAGCUCUUUAAAGGUUUUGUAUGAACGCAUCCUUGAGUCACUGCUCAGCGAUGGAUGGUCCAAAUGUGUGAGGCACCUGACCAAGGAGAAGACCAGAAGUGUACAAAACAAAGGAAAGUUCCAAGGUCGGCGAGAGCUGAAUGGCUGGCACUUCCAAGAUUGUUUGUUUUUCAGCUGUGUAAUUUUUAAAUAAACUACUUGUUAUGUGUA